AUGUCCAUUUCAGCAUACGCUCCGAUCAACCAAUUCAGCAGGGACGACCCACCAUCACCUCCUAAGCCACCGCCAAACAGCCCUAAGAACAAGGCUCUUGAUCGUUCCCAAUCGCUAACUAAUUCGUUCAACUACGUCACGGAAGAUACCACAACUGAACUUGAGGGUGAGGGCUAUCCGUCUCCUUCGCCAGUGGGCCCUUCCCUCUUGCCCCAUGCAAAGCCGAUAGAGAAUCUUGAGGCCGUGGACGCCUUUCUCAAGGCUAUGGAACUCCAGCCUGGGUGCAAUUAUUCAUCACCCCUUCCGUCUCCUUCGCCCAGCGUGAGAUCUGAAGAACUCUUCAGCGCUAUCGAUCAACUAUUGAAGGUCAUCCGUCUCAAGCUUGGCGGUAAAGACCACCUGUCUCCAGCUUAUUCUAGAACGCCUCCUUCGCCUAGUACGGGGCCUUGUGAUUGUGUCGAAGGCGAAGGGUUAUCGCGUCUCUUACCUGCUCUGGCGCCACUGCCACCACAUCCCGUUUUGCGAGAUUACACCAUUGAUACGCAGCGGCUUCAACGCGGAGACUCGCCACCUCCGCCUCCACCACCGUCUCCUAAGGCCAGGCCUCAAGAUGGCGAAGGUUCGUCCUCCCCUUGUCCGUCUGGUCCCCCUUCGUCUCCUUGCAACAAGCUUGGACGCUCGCCGUCGCCGCCGCCCCCCCCUCCUCCCUCGCCUAAAUCAAAGCCGGGUGAUGACAUUGACGGCAGAGACUCGCCAUCCCCGCCACCAUCCAACCCGCCCCCGUCUCCUCGCAACCACAAGUUUGGACGCGGAGAUUUCCCUCCACCACCUCCUCCUCCUUCCCCCAAAGCAAAGCCAGACGAGAAUUUGGACAAUGAUUUUGGACGUGGAGACUCGCCCCCACCUCCUCCACCUCCAUCUCCUAAGGCUAGAUCAGAAGGGGAUCUGGAUCCUUACACACCGCCCCCUUCCCCGCCCAAGCCUCCGAGUCCUCCUCUGGCUCCUUCCCUUCAUAAAGAUGGGUUGUUGGUGGUUUACGCUUGA
Molecule: messenger RNA, 1044 nt
Organism: Ascochyta rabiei
Lineage: Eukaryota; Fungi; Ascomycota; Dothideomycetes; Pleosporales; Didymellaceae
Exons: 4
Coding region: 1-1044 (347 amino acids)
Source: RefSeq, a predicted model, not a curated record